AAAGCAAGAAAAGAAGAAGAAGAGCAGCCUUAUAAAAAAACUUGAAAAAAACAAAAAAAAAAACAAAAAAUCUUUUCUUUCUCUUUGUUGGUUUGAAGGCAAGAAAAGAAUCAAUUGCUGUUUGAAGGGAAGUUCCUUAGUAGCUUCUUGUUUGGUUCUUUUCUAGAUGCUAUAAAAUCACCUUCUAAAAAUUUCUUUGCUUGAAACUUGCUGAUUGCGUGCUUCUUUUGAGAAUUUUCUUUUAGAACCAUUUUUUGUUUUGUGAUAUCAUAAUAGUUGGUUUUCAAAAAUGGGGUAUUUGUCUGAUUUAAUGGGAAGUGGUGGCUAUAAACACAAGAAGAAGAAACAAUUACAGACUGUAGAGCUUAAGGUCAGAAUGGACUGUGAUGGCUGUGAGCUUAAGGUUAAGAAUGCCCUUUCUUCAUUAAGUGGAGUUAAAAAAGUGGAGAUAAACAGAAAACAGCAGAAGGUGACAGUAACAGGUUAUGUUGAUUCAAACAAAGUAUUGAAGAAGGCCAAGUCAACAGGAAAGAAGGCUGAGAUUUGGCCUUAUGUACCUUACAAUUUAGUGGCUCAGCCUUACAUUGCUCAAGCUUAUGACAAGAAAGCACCUCCUGGUUAUGUCAGGAAGGUAGAAAGCUCUGUAGCUAGUGGCACUAUUACCAGAUAUGAAGACCCUUAUACCUCCAUGUUUAGUGAUGACAACCCAAAUGCUUGUUCUAUAAUGUAAUAUACCCAAGGAGACAAUAGUACCCCUUUUGUAUCCCAUCUACCUGCUUACCCUUCUUUGUACUCUACCAGGGCACUACUGUAAAAUUCCUAUUUAGGUUUUUUGUUUACAUUUUCUUUUGUAAUUUUCUUAUCAUAUAUAUAUGAGGUGAUGAGGUGUGAGUUGUGACUGCAACUUUUGAGUAGAAAACGGUGAAUAAGUUCAUUGAUA
Messenger RNA from Jatropha curcas, 940 nucleotides. Its product is annotated as Heavy metal transport/detoxification superfamily protein. NCBI's taxonomy places the organism in Eukaryota, Viridiplantae, Streptophyta, Magnoliopsida, Malpighiales, Euphorbiaceae. Gene Ontology annotation, molecular function: metal ion binding. The record is from RefSeq and is a predicted model, not a curated record.